Molecule: messenger RNA, 243 nt
Organism: Prunus armeniaca (apricot)
Lineage: Eukaryota; Viridiplantae; Streptophyta; Magnoliopsida; Rosales; Rosaceae
Source: the annotation of a GenBank genome assembly
AUGUUCGGUAAUUGGGCCAAGCAGGCCUCGAUGAGCCUUGGGAAGGGAGUGAUACCUUUGUCCCAGACCUGCCGUUCGGCAAGGUCAAGUCGCAAGGGUUUUUAUGCUUCGGGGCAAGAAGGAAAAUUGAAGCUGGGCUUUGGUAAGGUGACUGUGGAUACGGAAGGAGGCGCCACCGUAGCUGCUGCCCAAUCCUUGCUGAUCGGCAAGGGUGACUUGAAGGAGCCGGGGAGCUUGGCUUAG